Perognathus longimembris pacificus (Pacific pocket mouse) is the source of this 3252-nucleotide messenger RNA. RefSeq names its product RecQ mediated genome instability 1 (gene Rmi1). Gene Ontology annotation, biological process: double-strand break repair via homologous recombination; resolution of meiotic recombination intermediates. The transcript is spliced from 3 exons. Bases 353 to 2206 code for a protein of 617 amino acids. The record is from RefSeq and is a predicted model, not a curated record. Lineage: Eukaryota; Metazoa; Chordata; Mammalia; Rodentia; Heteromyidae. Gene Ontology annotation, cellular component: RecQ family helicase-topoisomerase III complex; nuclear body. Gene Ontology annotation, molecular function: nucleotide binding.
GCGACAAAUCGGGCGGGAAGAGGCAAAAAGCGCUCAAGCGGCUUGCCCUGCCGAUUUCGGUUCCCACUGUCGCGUGGCCCAGUGUCCACCGCCGCGCGAGGGAAGGCAGAACGCCCAGGUCGGUUGUCGGCCCAGAAUUAAGCCCCAGUGGCCGUAAUUCCCUUCCUUGUGUCCCUUCCUCCCUGACCUCCCCGGCCCGCGGGACCUGCGGUGCGCGGCGGUCUCAGGGCCAUUUCUGAGCAGUAGAUAUUUUGAGUACUUCACUGAACAACAAGUUCUAAAUCCUGUCAUCAAGUUCUGAGCUCUGGUGCCAAGUGGUAUUAGAUAUAUAUAUUUUUUUCAUUGAAAAGAAAUGAGUGUAACUGCUAUUGCAUCAAGAGUUGAAACCUGGCUGUUAGCUACAUGGCAUGUUAAAGUACCUCAAAUGUGGCUGGAAGCUUGUAUUAACUGGAUCCAAGAAGAAAAUGAUAAUGUUAAUUUGACCCAGGCACAAAUUAAUAAACAAGUAUUUGAGCAAUGGCUGCUUACUGAUCUGAGAGAUUUGGAAUAUCCUCUCUUACCUGAUGGCAUUUUAGAGAUUCAAAAAGGAGAAUUGAAUGGGUUUUAUGCUCUACAGAUUAAUUCUUUGGUUGAUGUAAGUCAACCUGCAUAUUCUCAGAUACAGAAGUUGAGAGGAAAAAAUACAAUAAAUGAUUUGGUUACAGCCGAAACGCAAGUUACCCUAAAGCCUUGGGAAGCAAAGUCUUCACGAAUGUUGAUGCUACAGAUCACUGAUGGAAUUGUACAAAUGCAGGCAAUGGAGUAUCAGUCUGUUCCAGCUCUUCAUAGUGAUCUUUCUCCAGGUACAAAAAUUUUGAUUCAUGGAAACAUUUCUUUCCGUCUUGGUGUACUCUUAUUAAAGCCAGAAAAUGUAAAGGUUUUAGGAGGUGAAGUAGAUGCACUUUUAGAGGAAUAUGCCCAAGAAAAAGUACUGGCAAGGUUAAUUGGGGAACUUGAUCCUGUUGCCUCAGUAAUACCAAGUGAUUCCACCCAAAAUAUCCCCAGAGUUACAGAUGUUCUAGAUUCUGCUUUAGGACCUUCUGAUGAAGAACUUUUGGCAAGUCUUGAUGAAAAUGAUGAACUUGGAGAAAACAAUGACACCUCCUUGGAAAGGUGUUUGAACACAGGCAGUUCCUCAAAUACUACUCCUAUGAGACAGUCAAGUUUUGAGCCAGGACCUGUUACUUCUCCAAAACCAAAGGAGAAACAACCAAACCAAUCUAUGUAUUUCACCGAUGGGAAUUUAGAUGACUUCUCCCUGGAGGAGGCCUUACUUUUAGAAGAAACUGUCCAGAAAGAACAGAUGGAAACCAAAGAAUUACAGCCACUGACUUUGAGUAAAAACAUAGCCAAGCAUAUAGAGGGGUUUUCACAUAAACCUAAUACUCCAGGUGACUUUUCUUUGGCUCACAAACAAGGAGACAAUAAUUGGAAUGAAAACAAAUUAUCUGAACAAAUGACUCCAUCUGCUAGACACCAAAACAGUAGUUCUUUUUUAGAUAAUGGUAAUGUAUCUUUAGCCCAUGGUUUUAUAAAUAAAGAUACAGAAGUAGAGACAAAUAGCAAAAUAAAACAAAUCAUCAGCAGUUCAGAUGAACAUUUCUUAAGCAAUAAAAUAUUAAAUAGAGACAUUAACUGUGUACCAAAAACGAGUUCACAAAUUUCUAGUGAAAAUCGUCACCAUUUACAAGCUUGUUCUUCAAAAUCAGUAGAGAAUAUCACUGAGCUUUCUACUGCUAUGGAUUUACAUUCUCCACCCUUUAUCUACUUGUCUGCCCUAAUGGCCAGCAAACCAAAGGAAGUUACAACAGUAAAAGUGAAAGCAUUUAUUGUGACUCUAACUGGAAAUCUCUCGAGUUCUGGUGGCCUUUGGAGUAUCACUGCAAAGGUUUCUGAUGGUACUGCCUAUCUAGAUGUAGACUUUGUGGGUGAAAUACUGACUAGUUUAAUAGGAUUUUCAGUACAAGAAAUGAGAAAGUUAAAAAAAGAUCCUCUUAAAUACCAAACGUUCCUUGAAGGUUUGCAGAAAUGUCAGAGAAAUCUAAUAGAUUUGUGCUGUCUAAUGACUAUUUCAUUUAAUCCAUCUUUGUGUAAAGCCAUGGUACUUGCAUUAGAGGAUGUUAGUAUGGAACACCAGGAAAACCUGAAGAAGAGGUUGAAUAAAUAAUUUGCCAAAGUAUUAGAGAACAAAUCAUAACAGGAAAAAAUAUUUAUAAUUAAAUUUGGCCACAGUUUUAUUUUUGAAACGUUCUUUUUGUGAAUAGCAAAACCAAUGAAGUUUCAUACUUUGUUUCAAUUUAAUUAGAAAUGUUUAACCGUAUGUGUACACUUAAUUUUUUUUAACUUUGUUGAAUCUAGAAUCAUUAGGUAAAGGGCUAUACUACUGAGUACUCCUGAAGUCCUUGGUGAUUUUUUUAAAUUCAAUUUUUACUAGUACCUCUGUUGUUGAGAAAUUUGUUUUCCACUUGUCAUGUCCUAGAAGAUGAGUGCUAAAGUAUUGUUCUUGAGUCAUUUAUUAAAAGCUGAUAUUUAUGAAUAGGUAAUUUUAUUUCUAAUGCGUUGAGUACCCAAAAAUUUGCUUAUAGUUAGUAGAAAAAAAAAGUUAAAAUUAUCAGGAUAUCAGGCUUUAAGAUGCAAAUGGUUUUGCUGGGUUUUGUUAAUUAUUAAUAUUUGACAUACUUAAGGUAAAUCUUGUUAACUUGAUACUACUGUAUAGAUAUAUACUACUACAUACUGAAUGAUUUAAAAAAUUAUAUUUUAAGUCUGUCAGUGGCUUAUACUUUUAAUACCAGCUUCUCAGAAGUCUAGGAUAUAGAUGAUCAGAGUUUGAAGACAGCCUAGGCAGAAAAUUCCUUAAGAUUCCAACUCCAAAAAUCAUCAGCAAAAUGCCCUACCAGAGAUAUGGCUCAAGUGAUGGACCAUGCUCCCUGAGUUCAAACGCUGGUGUUGGAGUCAGGAGAGGGAAGAAGGAACAGUGUAUUUUAAAUGUCAUGUUAAAAGCUUCAGUAUUAAACGCUUAAUUUUUUUAAAUUAAAAUAAGUAGUUUAUACAUGUUUUUGGGUAUAAUUAUCCCAUUUUUGAAUUAGCAAUACAUGUAAAGUUUUAUUUUGUUGUGCUAAUUGUUUGAAAGGGAGGCUGUUUACUCUUCUGCUUUGUUAUAAUAAACUUUAUAUUAAAGAGAUAAAAUUGCUUUUUUAAUGCUAAAAUUUUGAA